AUGUCGCAAAGCUUCAUGACAGCGGGGGCCAGCAGGAUUGCUACCAUUGACCUGUCCCCGUUCAGUGCAUCGAAAAGAAACGCUUCCACAGAUUCACAACGCCUCAAGGUUGGCCAAGACCUCGUUAAAGCUCUCCACCGUCUUGGAUUUGUCAAAGUUACCGGCCACGGAAUGAGCAGCGAUGAAAUUAAUAAGGCGCUUGACUGGACCAAGAGACUCUUUGAUUUGCCUGAAUGCGAGAAAAUGAAGGCCCCGCACCCCCCGGGACCAAUGCCGCAUCGCGGUUAUUCCAGUAUUGGAAAGGAAAAAGUCUACUCACAAGAUGACGUAGAUUCACAGACAGCUAGUGGAAAUGUUGAGAAGACAUUACGCAAGAUCUCCGACUUCAAGGAAAGUUACGAAAUAGGCAGCGAGCAUGAUCCUGUCCAACAGAACAUAUGGCUACCUGAAACUAUACUCCCACACUUCAAGGAGUAUAUGAAUUCUUUGUACGAAAGACUAGCCAAAAUUAGCCACGUUGUACUUGACGCGAUGUCCCUCGGCCUGGGACUGGAGGGUGAGGCACGAGGUGCCUUGAAUAAGCUUAUGUCGGGUCGUCACUGUCAAUUGCGCCUUUUGCACUACCCUGCUAUCAGCAAGGAGAAAAUUCAGAAGGAAUUAUUGGCCAGGCUACCUGCUCACUGUGACUGGGGCACCUUAACCAUGCUGUUCCAGGACAGCCAGGGUGGGCUAGAGCUACAAGACCCUCAUUCCAAACAGUUCAUACAUGCCGAACCCGAAGAUGGUUCCUUCGUCUUAAACGUCGGUGACAUGCUCCAACGCUUCACGAACGGCUAUUUUGUGUCUGCUUUACAUCGAGUUUCGGUUCCAGAUCCAGAGACAGUGCCCGAGUCCGGGCUUCCUGCUCGCUACUCGGUCCCAUUCUUUGUCGCGCCUGACUUCUCUCACAUUGUGGAAACGCUGCCACAAUUCAUCACGACUGCCAACCCCGCAAAGUAUGAGCCAGUUCGAUUCGACCAGUAUGGUUCGAUUGUAAGCAAGUAUCAGUAUCAGAACAAUAACUCAUGA
Neoarthrinium moseri is the source of this 1068-nucleotide messenger RNA. RefSeq lists its product as uncharacterized. NCBI's taxonomy places the organism in Eukaryota, Fungi, Ascomycota, Sordariomycetes, Amphisphaeriales, Apiosporaceae. The record is from RefSeq and is a predicted model, not a curated record. Gene Ontology annotation, molecular function: dioxygenase activity. The coding region runs from base 1 to 1068 and encodes 355 amino acids. The transcript has 4 exons.